AUGGAAGUUCCUCAGGCGGCGGUGUUGUCGGAGACGACGAAUCCGGCGCCGGCGCCGGCGGUGGUUCCUGUAUUUGAGCGGUUUUCGAAAUCUCUUUACGUUGGUGAUUUGGAGGCAUCCAUAAACGAGAAGAAAUUAUUUGAUCUAUUUAAUCGAGUGGUUCCUGUUGCGUCUAUUAGGGUUUGUAGAGAUCGAAUUUAUGGCUUUUCGCUUGGCUAUGGUUACGUUAACUUUCUCAGUCUAUCAGACGCUUAUCGUGCGAAAGAUACUUUGAAUUUCACUAUUGUCAAUGGAAGGCCUAUCAGAAUCAUGUUUUCUCAAAGAGAUCCUACUAUGAGAAAAAGUGGAUUUGCUAAUCUGUAUAUCAAAAAUUUGGCUUUGUCGAUAGACGCUAAGGAACUUCACGAAACUUUCUCUAUAUUUGGAAGAAUACUUUCUUGCAAGGUAGAACUUGACGCCAAUGGAAGAUCCAAAGGAUUUGGGUUUGUUCAGUUUGAUAAAGAGGAAUCUGCCGAGAAUGCAAUUAAAAGAUUGAAUGGUCUAAUUAUAAAUGAUAAGAAAAUGUAUGUUGCGAAGUUUAUUCCUCGUCAAGAGAGGAUUAGGAGGAAAGGAUUACCCAAAUUUACUAAUGUUUAUGUAAAGAAUUUUUCUAAAAGGGUAACAGACGAGGAUCUUAAGAAAAUAUUUGGGAGGUUUGGUCCAAUCACUAGUGCAGUUGUUAUGAAAGACGCCAAUGGAAAUUCCAGAUUGUUUGGCUUUGUCAAUUAUGAAAACAGUAGCGACGCAGUUGCUGCAGUGGAGAAUUUAAAUGGGACCUCUUUAGAUGACAAGGUUUUAUACGUUGGAAGAGCUGAGAAGAAGGCAAAAAGGAUAGCAAAGUUGAAGGCUAAAUUCGAGCAUGAAAGGAAUAUUAGAUUUGAGGAGAUGAAAGGUGCAAAUUUGUACUUCAAAAACAUUAGUGAGCGCAUAACUAGUGAUGAUUUGAAGAUGCUUUUCUCAAGAUUCGGAACCAUUACAUCGUACAAGAUUAUGUGCGACUCUAAUGGAGUAAGCAAACGUUUUGGUUUUGUGGCCUUCUCUAAUUCCGAAGAAGCUAUAAAUGCUCGGAAUUCAAUGCAUGCGACGAUAAUAGCGGGAAAACUUUUAUACGUCGCCGUGGCUCAGCGCAAAGAAGAAAGGAAGGCUUGGCUCCAGGCAUAUCAUCUUCAGAAGCAAAACAACUCAAUCCUAUCAAGACUCCGAUCGAGAUAUGACGAGCCAAUGGAUAUUAUUAUUUGA
Messenger RNA from Andrographis paniculata, 1278 nucleotides. RefSeq names its product polyadenylate-binding protein 5-like. Gene Ontology annotation, molecular function: mRNA 3'-UTR binding; poly(A) binding; poly(U) RNA binding. The transcript is spliced from 4 exons. The coding region runs from base 1 to 1278 and encodes 425 amino acids. The record is from RefSeq and is a predicted model, not a curated record. Gene Ontology annotation, cellular component: cytosol; nucleus; ribonucleoprotein complex. Lineage: Eukaryota; Viridiplantae; Streptophyta; Magnoliopsida; Lamiales; Acanthaceae.